Messenger RNA from Cydia splendana, 961 nucleotides. RefSeq names its product ATP synthase subunit O, mitochondrial-like. The record is from RefSeq and is a predicted model, not a curated record. Gene Ontology annotation, biological process: proton motive force-driven mitochondrial ATP synthesis. NCBI's taxonomy places the organism in Eukaryota, Metazoa, Arthropoda, Insecta, Lepidoptera, Tortricidae. Gene Ontology annotation, molecular function: proton-transporting ATP synthase activity, rotational mechanism. The transcript is spliced from 3 exons. The coding region runs from base 95 to 700 and encodes 201 amino acids.
CAUUUAAUGAUGCAAAGCCCAUAUAAUAAAAAAUACUAAGUGAUUUCUACCUCUACGUGAUUUAAUAACAAUUUUAAUUGAAUACUUACCUACAAUGCUGCGAUUAUUCGUUAGGAAUAUGUGCUCAGCAGGACAAGUAAAAAGACCGCCAAUUCAUGUUUUUGGGGUAGAAGGUCGAUAUGUGACGGCGUUGUACAGCGCAGCCAGCCAAAAGGGUCAACUAGAAGAAGUGGAUAAGCAUUUGAGGAUCCUCGAAAAGGAGCUCUCCAAGCCCAAGAUGAUUGAUUUUCUUGAAACUAGUGUGGUAUCGCGCGUUCAAAAAGCUAAAUUCCUGCAAGAGGCAGCUAAACAAGUUGGUAUGCCUGACACCGCAGCUAACUUCCUAGGGUUGGUUGCCGAAAACGGACGACUCAGAAAACUAAAGCGCAUGAUAACAAUGUUUCUGAUGGUCAUGGUCGCGCACAACAACAAGGCCCUCUGCGAGGUUAUCACCGCCAAGCCCCUCGAUGAUGGAUCCCGUCAGUCCCUCAUGGAUGCCCUUACGAAGUUCGUCAAGGGAGACAAGAAGAUCGAGCUCACGGAGAAGGUGGAUCCCUCUAUAAUAGGAGGGAUGAUAGUGGGUGUGGAGGACAAGCAUAUAGAUAUGAGCAUUUCUAGGAAAAUUCAGAUGUAUACCGAUAUACUGAAGCAAUCUGUCUAACUUUUGUUUCUAUGCCUGUGAAAAAACUGUACGUAAAUAAUUCUUGCUUAUACUUUUCGUCAUUAUAUUAUUACUACGUACUUAAAAACUGAAAUUUGUUAUAAUGCUGUCUCGACUGGGGAUCAAAUUGAAAAGUUUGUUGUCGGUAGUUAGGUGCCUAAAUUAUGUGAUCCUAUCUAUGUUGCAAAAUGGUGUUACAACCUACAUUUGUGUGCGAAUUAAGCGUUGAUUGAAAAAUAAUGCCUUAUUUUGUUAUUGUCA